Molecule: messenger RNA, 1704 nt
Organism: Panicum virgatum (switchgrass)
Lineage: Eukaryota; Viridiplantae; Streptophyta; Magnoliopsida; Poales; Poaceae
Product: noroxomaritidine synthase 2-like
Exons: 2
Coding region: 1-1614 (537 amino acids)
Molecular function (GO): monooxygenase activity; iron ion binding; oxidoreductase activity, acting on paired donors, with incorporation or reduction of molecular oxygen
Source: RefSeq, a predicted model, not a curated record
AUGGAUCCCUUGUUCUUGUUCAUAGCGGAGGCGUUCCUUAUUCUAUGCUUGCUCAUCUCGUACUACAACCACCUGCAAUCUAGGAAAACGAGCCCUUCGGAGCCGACCGAAUGGCCAAUAGUAGGGCAUCUCCUUAGCUUGGCUGCCAACAUCCACAACUUCCACGACUGGGCCACCGGCGUCCUCGCCGGCUCCGGCUACAACUUCGAAGCCCGCUUAGGGCUCACCGGCCUGCGGUUCUUCCUCACCUGCGACCCCUCCAACGUGCGCCACGUCUUCACGGCCAACUUCGCCAACUACCCUAAAGGCGACAAGUUCACCGUGAUCUUCGACGUUCUUGGAGGCGGCAUCUUCAACUCCGACGGGGAGUCGUGGCGGCGCCAGCGGGUGAAGACCCAGACGCUCCUGGCCGACCCUCGGUUCCGAGCCUUCACGGCUCGGUGCUGCCGCGACAAGGUGGCCAGGAGCCUCCUGCCUUUCCUCGCCCACGCCGCGGACACGGGGAGGCCGUGCGAUCUGAGCGACGUGGUCCUGAGGUUAAGCUUCGACAUGACCUGCACUCUCGUCUUCGGCGUCGACCCCGGGUGCCUCGCCACCGGGCUGCCGGUGGUUCCGUUCAUGCGCGCCACGGACGACGCGCUGGAGACGCUGUUCCUCCGCUACAUCACCCCCAUGGCGCUCUGGAAGCUGAUGAGGAGGCUGAACGUUGGACCUGAGCGGAAGAUGGCCGCUGCCCGCCGGGCGAUCGACAGCUUCGUCGCGGAAACGGUUGCGCGACGCCGGGCAGACAAGGCGAAAGACGAAGGUGCGGCGGCUACCGACGGCGACGACGACGACUCCGCCGCCGCCGACUUGCUUUCGUCCUUCCUCUCCGAUGAGGAGAGCAGUAGCACCAGUGACGAGUUCAUACGGGACACGAUGGUGAACUUCCUGGUCGCCGGCCGCGACGGCAUUGCCGUGACGCUCUCGUGGUUCUUCUACCUCGUGUCCGCGAACCCGCGCGUCGAGCAGAAGCUCCUAGGCGAGCUGUCCCUCGUCGUUGCCGCCAGGAAUAACAAUGGUGGUGCAGCUGCUGGCGGCUCCGCCGCGGACACCACCACCAGCGGCAGUGGCGCGGUGACCUUCGACGCGAGCGAGACGCACAGCAUGGCGUACCUGCACGCCGCCCUGUGCGAGUCCCUGAGGCUGUACCCGCCCAUCCCGUUCGAGCACAAGACCGCGGCCGCCGCCGACGUGCUGCCGAGCGGGAAGGAGCUCGAGGCGGGCGACCAGGUGCUCUUCUUCACCUACUCCAUGGGCAGGAUGGAGGGCGUGUGGGGCAAGGACUGCGCCGAGUUCCGGCCCGAGAGGUGGCUCACCGCGGAAGGGAGGCUGCGGCACGAGCCGCCCUACAGGUUCUUCUCCUUCAACGCCGGGCCGCGGACGUGCCUCGGCAAGCAGAUGGUGUUCGUGCAGAUGAAGACCGUGGCGGCGGCCGUGCUGUGGAACUUCGCCGUCGACGUCGUGACGGGCCACGCCGUGGAGCCCAAGCUGUCCAUCGUACUCCACAUGAAGAACGGGCUCGCCGUGCGUGUUAGGAGAAGGGACGACGUCAUGGGCCAUGGUAGGUCCUGACUGAGCACGUCCCUCAUCCGAAUGAACCAUGUGCAUGCAUGUUUUUAAAUAAAGGAUAUCUAUAAAACCUAUAAAGUUAGUCCCCGCUAA